Paramecium sonneborni is the source of this 558-nucleotide messenger RNA. Lineage: Eukaryota; Ciliophora; Oligohymenophorea; Peniculida; Parameciidae. The record is from the annotation of a GenBank genome assembly.
UAUUAUUAAAUUAAAUGCCCAAAUUGUGCGAAAAAAUUAAUCAGUUUUUGAGAAAACAUAUAGUAGAGAAAUAUCUACCUUUAACAUCACUUGUUUGGAAUACAAAAAUCUCUCCCAUUUAAAAUGUUAAUAAAGAUGUCGAUUAUUCAACAAUAUAUGUUAAAGUUCAUUAGUAUUUAUUUUUAUUAAAAUAGACAUUAUUUAAGGGAAUUAACAAGACAAUAAAUCAUUAAUAAAUAAAAUUAAUAAAUUAUUCAAGUUUAAGAAGGAGGACUGAGAGAUUUUAGUAAUUUUUUAGACAUAAUAUAGUUAAAAAGGAAAACUAAUAAAGAAUUUUUUUGGUACCAACAUUUGAAAGAUAAUUAAUUGAAUCAAAUAGUACUACAUAAAUACAUGCAUUAUAAUUGAUAAAUUAAAAAGAAUUAGAAACUACAUAUUUUAGCUUAGAGGAUGUUGAGACAACAUAUAGUUCAUAUUCUGAAGAAUUAAAUUACAGUUUCGUUGAUGAGAGUCUAAUUUAAAUGCAGUGAAUGAUUAACAUAAAAUAAAUUAUAAAAC